AUGGAAGAUCUCCUUGCCCAUGCUGGUGAGGAGAAAACGAAAACUGGAUACAUACAUGAAAGUUCUCCUAGACAUGGAAGAUCUCCGUGCCCAUGCAUGCUGGUGAGGAGAAAACGAAAACUGGAUACGUACAUGAAAGUUCUCCUAGACAUGGAGGAUCCCCGAGCCCAUGCUGUUGAGGAGAAGACGAAAACUAGAUACAUACAUGAAAAUUCUCUUAGAAGCUGA
Molecule: messenger RNA, 228 nt
Organism: Dovyalis caffra
Lineage: Eukaryota; Viridiplantae; Streptophyta; Magnoliopsida; Malpighiales; Salicaceae
Source: the annotation of a GenBank genome assembly